This is a messenger RNA of Nomascus leucogenys (northern white-cheeked gibbon), 1354 nucleotides long. RefSeq names its product uroplakin 1A (gene UPK1A). Gene Ontology annotation, cellular component: membrane. The record is from RefSeq and is a predicted model, not a curated record. Lineage: Eukaryota; Metazoa; Chordata; Mammalia; Primates; Hylobatidae.
CUUCAGCCUCCCAAGGUGCUGGGAUUACAAGCAUGAGGCACCGCACCCAGCCCAGCUGUUAAUCUGGAAUUUCAGGAUGAUGGCGUCUGCGGCAGCAGCGGAGGCCGAGAAGGGAUCUCCAGUUGUGGUGGGCCUGCUAGUUGUGGGCAACAUCAUUAUUCUGCUGUCAGGCCUGGCCCUGUUUGCUGAGACCAUAUGGGUGACAGCCGACCAGUACCGCGUAUACCCACUGAUGGGAGUCUCAGGCAAGGAUGACGUCUUCGCUGGUGCCUGGAUUGCCAUCUUCUGCGGCUUCUCCUUCUUCGUGGUAGCCAGUUUUGGUGUGGGCGCCGCACUCUGCCACCACCGGUCCAUGGUCCUCACGUACCUGGUGCUCAUGCUCAUCGUCUACAUCUUCGAGUGCGCCUCCUGCAUCACGUCCUACACCCACCGUGACUACAUGGUGUCCAACCCAUCCCUGAUCACCAAGCAGAUGCUGACCUUCUACAGCGCGGACACCGACCAGGGCCAGGAGCUGACCCGCCUCUGGGACCGCGUCAUGAUUGAGCAAGAAUGCUGUGGCACAUCUGGUCCCAUGGACUGGGUGAACUUCACGUCAGCCUUCCGGGCGGCCACUCCAGAGGUGGUGUUCCCCUGGCCCCCACUGUGCUGUCGCCGGACGGGAAACUUCAUCCCCCUCAACGAGGAGGGCUGCCGCCUGGGGUACAUGGACUACCUGUUCACCAAGGGCUGCUUCGAGCACAUCAGCCACGCCAUCGACAGCUACACGUGGGGUAUCUCGUGGUUUGGGUUUGCCAUCCUGAUGUGGACGCUCCCGGUCAUGCUGAUAGCCAUGUAUUUCUACACCACGCUCUGAGGGACAAGAGAGGAAGGCAACAUACACACCCCGGACUCCUCUGCAUCCUCCUCCUGCUUCCUCCGCUGGGGCCUGGAUGGCUGCCUCACCUCUCACCUCCCAACCUCCCUAGCCAUUACCUGCUUCCACUUCCAAGAUCUUUUUCCGGGUUCCUGAGCCCUACUGUGACUCAGGUGUGCCCUGAAACCCCAGGGCUUGUGUGCACGUAUCCUGAGCCCUUGACCUCACUCCACUUGGCUGGUUCCUGCCCAUCUUUCAAGGGACCUCUCCAUGAUCCCACCUCCCAUUCACAGACACCUCUCUUGUAGUUCUCUGACCUCCUCCUUCAUGGCAGGCGUCACCAUUCUUGCUGAACAGUUUGUGAUUACCAUUUGAGCUCUGGAAGUCUCUAUUGCCAUGAGAGUUCUGUCACGGUCACUUUACUGUCCGCAUCAUCAGCCAGCACGGGGCUAAGCACAUACUAGAUAGUCAAUAAAUAAAUAAAUAAUGAAUGAAUGA